Messenger RNA from Leucoraja erinaceus (little skate), 2377 nucleotides. It is a transcript of the gene olfm1b, whose product is annotated as olfactomedin 1b. NCBI's taxonomy places the organism in Eukaryota, Metazoa, Chordata, Chondrichthyes, Rajiformes, Rajidae. The transcript has 6 exons. The coding region runs from base 365 to 1762 and encodes 465 amino acids. Gene Ontology annotation, biological process: signal transduction. The record is from RefSeq and is a predicted model, not a curated record.
UUCUCUCUCUCUAUCUCUCCCCCUCUCCCCCUCUCCCUCCCUCCCUCCGGAUUGAUGUCACAUCCUGCGCUAGUUCCCGGACUCCACACUCGGGCUGUGAGCGCCUCUCUCUCCGCUCCGCUCCGCUCCGCCUGCUCUGCCCGCUCACUCACUCGCUCACUCGCUGCCGGUGGGGCUGAGAUGCGGCUGCAGGCAGGUGCCUGACCCGGACCGAGCCAGGGAGAGUGAGAGAGGGGGGGGAGAGAGUGAGAGAGGGAGGGAGGGGGAAGGGGCAGCGACGCCGAGCCGAGCCGAGCCGGGACAAGGCAGGCGGGACAGCAGGUGCAGGACAGCCCGGGACAAGCGCACAGGGAGCGAGAGCAACAUGAAGCCACAGCCCGCGGGCAGGAGGGAGCGCGGCCGAGCCCGGCUCCUCAUCCUCGGGGUCUUGCUCAUCAGUGUCCAGCUCACCCAGGUACUACCAGAUAAUGCGGAGGAUGGCUGGCGAGUGUUCAGCUCCGCGCCUGACAGCGAGGGGAGGUGUAUCUGCACCGUGGUGGCCCCCCAGCAGACUCUGUGCUCACGUGAUGCUCGCACCAAGCAGCUGCGGCAGCUCCUGGAGAAGGUGCAGAACAUGACUCAGUCCAUCGAGGUGCUGGACCAACGGACCCAGCGGGACCUCCAGUACGUGGAGAAAAUGGAAACACAGAUGCGAGGCUUGGAGUCAAAGUUCCGACUGGUGGAGGAGUCUCACAAAGCACAUCUCUCCCGACAGUUUCAGGCCCUAAAAUCGAAAAUGGAUGAACUGUUGCCAUUGAUCCCCGUGCUGGAGCAGUAUAGAGCUGACGCUAAGUUGGUGUUGCAGUUUAAGGCGGAAGCAACGAAUCUGACGGCUGUACUGGCCACACUGCAGGAGGAGAUCGGAGCGUAUGACUACGAGGAGCUCCUGGGCAGAGUCUCCAGUCUUGAGGACAGGCUUCGGGCCUGCAUGCAAAAAUUAGCCUGCGGCAAGCUGACGGGGAUCAGUAACCCGGUCACCAUCAAGACGUCAGGAUCGCGGUUCGGAGCCUGGAUGACUGACCCGGCCUCGCCAGAGGGCGACACCAAGGUUUACUACAUGGAUGGUUACCACAACAACCGCUUUGUGCGGGUGUACAAGUCGCUGCAGGACUUCACGAGCACGGACAAUUUCACGGUGCAUCGGCUGCCGCACCCGUGGUCGGGCACGGGGCAGGUGGUCUACAACCAGACGCUCUACUUCAACAAGUACCAGAGCCACAUCAUCAUCAAGUUCCACAUCCCCAGCGAGCGCCUGCUGAUCCAGCGCAGCCUGGACUACGCCGGCUACAACAACGUGUACCCCUACUCGUGGGGGGGCCACUCCGACAUCGACCUGAUGGUGGACGAGGGCGGCCUGUGGGCCGUCUACGCCACCAACCAGAACGCGGGCAACAUCGUCAUCAGCAAGCUGGACCUGGUGACGCUGGAGGUGGUGCGCAGCUGGAACACGGGCUACCCCAAGCGCAGCGCCGGCGAGACCUUCAUGAUCUGCGGCACCCUCUACAUGACCAACUCCCACCUGGGUGGCGCCAAGGUCUACUACUCGUACAACACCAACACCUCCACCUACGAGUACACCGACAUCCAGUUCCACAACCAGUACUCCCACAUCUCCAUGUUGGAUUACAAUCCCAAGGACAGAGCCCUGUACACCUGGAACAAUGGUCACCAGGUCCUCUACAAUGUCACCCUCUUUCACAUCAUAAAGUCCGACGAAUUCUAAAUCUCGCCUUCAUUUAUACGGCGGGGCAGUCCAUAGAGAGAGAUAUAGAUCUGUAGAGGUGUACAGGUGCAUAUAUAUUCUGUAGAAACAACACUUAGCAUCAUUGACUGUCUAGGUUAUUCUCCUCGUUUGAGAGAGCUUCUCGUUAAACAUUGACUUUGUCCGGUUCCCAACACAACAAGAGCUGGAGUCGGACUCAACCAGGAAUGGACACUUUCCUGCCCAUCCUUCUCCUAGUCCUCCAUCUUUGUCCUCCACUUCUCCGUUUCCCCCUCUCCAUCAUGUCCCCCCAUCUCUCCCUCUCGCAACGCUUUCUCCAUCUGGGAGCUCCAUCAUAUCAUCUCACCCACUCUGCCCGACCUUCCCUUCUACCCCUCUCACCCUCCAUUCAAUCCCUCUGCCACCUCCCCACCCUUCCUGAUCUUGCCUCCAGGCCCCGUUCCCUGCCCUUCUGCCCGCUCUCCUCUCACUUCAUCUCUCCCCUCACCUACCAACUCCACAUUUUACUCUUUCCCACUCUAUUCCCACUCCAUUUCCCCCCCCCCCCCCCUCCUCCUAACCUCACCCCCCCCCCCCCCCCCCCCCACCCCCCUCAAAUGUUGAGGGGGGGGGGGG